This is a messenger RNA of Boleophthalmus pectinirostris (great blue-spotted mudskipper), 2721 nucleotides long. Its product is annotated as pregnancy zone protein-like. The record is from RefSeq and is a predicted model, not a curated record. Gene Ontology annotation, molecular function: endopeptidase inhibitor activity. NCBI's taxonomy places the organism in Eukaryota, Metazoa, Chordata, Actinopteri, Gobiiformes, Gobiidae.
CCUGUGCUCUGUCAGAUAUGUGCGGUCGGAGGUGAGUCUGGUUCAGACAUGGGUCCUGGCUGCAGCUCGUGGUGGAGGCGGCUCCUCCUCGUACUCGCCCUGAGCCUGGGGGCCUCUGCAGACCCUCAGUUCCUGGUGGUGCUCCCUGCGGUGGUGGAGUCUGGGAGUACGGUGAAGUUCUGCAUGAGUCUGCUGCAGGUCUCUGAGGAGCUGAACUUCACCGUGAGUCUGAUCAAAGACGAGAAGACGAGUUUACUCACAGACACAGUGGACGACGACACAAACACCUGCAGGACAUUUCAGGCUCCUGUUGUUGAAGAUUCUGAAAUCCAGAAUUUUGAGUUUGAAAUCAAAGGAAAAAACUUUCAACGAUGGGAAACUCACAAAAUCCAAAUCAAGAACCACGGACUGAAAACGUUUAUCCAGACCGACAAACCCCUGUACCUGCCCGGGCAGACAGUGCAUUUUCGAGUGGUGACGUUGGACUCGAAGCUGAGACCUGCAAAUGGUUCGUACGAACUCGUGGAGAUGAAGGAUUACCGUGGUAACCGUGUGGCUCAGUGGUUGGAGCAAAGUUCGUCCGGGAGGAUCCUACAGUUGACCUUUGACCUUGACCCUCAUGCCGUAGAGGGAACCUACUCUGUGUCUGUGAAGGUCAAAGGUCAGAGGCACCCCGUCACUCCUCACACAUUCGUGGUGGAGAAGUACGUUCUGCCAAAGUUUUCUGUUGAAGUGGAGGCUCCAGAUGAAGUCAGCAUCGCUCUGGAAGAACUCUCCUUUAAAGUGUGUACAAAAUACACGUUUGGUCAGUCGGUGCCGGGGCAGGUGGAGGUCAGUGUGUGCAGAGACUUUGAACCACAGAGAUACAUCCUGAGUCCAAAAGUAAACCCCCCUGUGUGCCACAAAGAAGUACAGGAGGUGCCCAAAGAUGGCUGUGCGUCCUUCUCCAUUCCAACAUCUCAGUUUAAAAACAUCUCUCGGUUGGAAGCUGCAUACAGCAUAAACGCCAUGAUGAUCGAAGAGGGAACAGACCUGAAGCAGUCUGUGACGCAGAAGAUCAAGAUCUCGUAUGAAAUUGGAAAAGUGGAGUUUGUGAAUCCUCCCAACAGAUACAACCCUGGUGAAGUACUGGAGCUGCAGGUGAAGGUGGUGCAUUAUAAUAACACACCAGUCUCCCACACUGAGGUCCAUCUGAUCACAGAAGAUGACGAUGAGCUCCAAAAGCUGAAGACUGACCAGGACGGACACGUUACCUUCAGCUUCAACACCAGCUCCUACUCAGACUCUGUCGGUCUCAUGGCCAGUCUGUAUGAACAUGACAGGCACAGUCACUUGGAGCCUCACUUCAGCACUGCGUUUCUGCAGCUGCAGGAGAUCAAACCUGUCUCCCUCCACACCAGGACCACCAGUUCUCUGGAGGUCAAGGGGGAGGACCGGACCCUGGCGUGCGGGGACAAAGAGAGCUUCACUGUGGGCUACUCCAUCGUGGGCGAGGGCCAAGGGACCAUCAACAUCAUCUACCUGGUCCUGUCCAGAGGAGUCAUCGUUAAAUAUGGACAUUACAGCUCGUACAUGGACACAAUGAUGGAAGGGGAGUUGACCUUUGACCUGGAGAUCACAGGUGACCUGGUGCCCGCUGUGACCGUGGUGACCUACGCCGUCCUGCCCAGUGCCAAUGUCAUCGCCACAUCCAGAGAGUACUCCACAGAGAAGUGCUUCACCAACAAGGUGCAGGUGCAGUUCUCUCCUCCCUCCUCCGUCCCCGGGGAGGACAGCUCUCUCUCCGUCUCCGCUGCUCCUCUGUCUCUGUGUGGACUCAGCGCCGUGGACAAGAGCGUCCUCAUCCAGAAACCAGGGAAAAGUCUGGACCCAGACAAGUUCCUGUCCCUUUUGCCGGUCCAAAGGUCAGAGUCUUUUCCUGAUAGUAUUGAGGACCCUCAGGAGUGUACAAAAGUGCGCUCCAGACGAGAUAUUAUUCUCCGAGAGAGGAACAACGAGGAUGUUUACCACGAACUCAAGAAGCGAGGACUCAAACUGGUGACCAACCUCUUCAUCCGGACGCCCUCUUGUGUGAACUUCAGAGGGAUCGAGUACCACGGGCAGUCCCCCGGACUGUACAGAACCGGCAUCAGGUUUUCAGAUAUUCCUGUGAUGAUGAAUAUGAUAAUUCCUGAGGCGCUAAUAGAGUAUGACAGUGAUUCUCCUCCUCCUCCUCCUCCCAUCGUCACGGUCCGGACCUUCUUCCCCGAGACCUGGAUCUGGGACCUUAUGGAAGUGGGACCCUCGGGCCAGGCGUCUCUGUCCGUCUCCGUCCCAGACACGAUCACGUCCUGGGAGACGGACGCCUUCUGCCUGUCCUCGGAUCAGGGAAUCGGACUGGCAGCCCGGCAGCAGCUCACCGUGUUCCAGCCCUUCUUCCUGGAGCAGGUCCUGCCCUAUUCCAUCAUCCGAGGAGAGAGCUUCAUCCUGAAGGCCACGGUCUUCAACUACCUCCAGUCCUGCAUCAUGAUGGACGUGCAGGCGGCGCCCUCUGCUGGCUUCACCCUCACGCCUCUGUCCUCAGACCAGUACAGGUCGUGUCUCUGCGGCAACGAGCGCAAGACCCUGAGCUGGAUCCUGCUCGCCUCCUCCCUCGGUAACACGGCAACACCACAGUAAAGACACACUGCGGAACCUUCUGGAGGCGCUCACUGUGUCAGCCCACGGAAACACAAACAUAAA